AUGGGACUUCUAGAUGCACAUCUUAAUAUUAAAAUUCUAGUUGAGAUGAUCACAUUUGUUAAGUGUGGCACCCUAAUGGUAUUGUUAUUGAAAAGCAAACUUGAAGAACAAAUUCAGGAAAGCUGCUCAAGUAUGGAGAAAAUUAGAGGAAACUUACAUGGUGUUCACUGUAUCCAGGAUGUUGAGGAUGCUGAUUCAUUGAUACCAGCGAUUUCAAAUUAUUUCCUAGGAGAAAUCACAGAAGUUGAAGUUGUGGAUGGCGGUGGUUAUAUUGGCCUGGAGGUUGUAGCAGCUGCUGUGGGUUGGAAGCUUGAUACAACUUCAAAUUAUUUCCUAGGAGAAAUCACAGAAGUUGAAGUUGUGGAUGGCGGUGGUUAUAUUGGCCAGGAGGUUGUAGCAGCUGCUGUGGGUUGGAAGCUUGAUACAACUUCGGGUUUCCCCAUUGAAAGUUCAGAAGAUGGUUCUGAUGGACAUGUAGCAGCUGUUAAACUCCAAAAUGGAUCACUUAUAGAAACUGCUAUAGUUAUUGGAGCAAAACAUGAUGUUGGACCCUUUGAAAGUGCCGGCUUGAAUGCCACUGUUGGUGGAAUACAGAAAGUAGUGUUGAGUUUAGAUUUACAUGAUGAUAAAGCAAAACAAAAGGCCAUGAAAGCAGUGUCUAGCAUUCCAGGAAUUGAAUCGAUUUCUAUGAGCAUGAAGGAUAAGAAAUUAACGGUGGUUGGCGAUGUUGAUCCAGUUGUGGUGGUCAGCAAACUGAGAAAAUGGUACCCAGAAAUAUUAACAGUUGGGCCAAAGGAAGCAGAAAAGAAAAAAGAUGAAGGUAAGAAGGCUGAGGGAAAGAAAGACGAUGAUAAAAAGAAGGAUCCAAAUGAACAGAUUGCAGACCUUGUGAAGGCCUACAAAGCUUACAAUCCUUACAUGACACAGCACUACCAUGUUUACAGUGCAGAAGAGAAUCCAAAUGCUUGUGUCAUCUGUUAA
Ilex paraguariensis (yerba mate) is the source of this 981-nucleotide messenger RNA. Lineage: Eukaryota; Viridiplantae; Streptophyta; Magnoliopsida; Aquifoliales; Aquifoliaceae. The record is from the annotation of a GenBank genome assembly.